Cucurbita moschata (crookneck pumpkin) is the source of this 2317-nucleotide messenger RNA. RefSeq names its product putative pentatricopeptide repeat-containing protein At3g11460, mitochondrial. NCBI's taxonomy places the organism in Eukaryota, Viridiplantae, Streptophyta, Magnoliopsida, Cucurbitales, Cucurbitaceae. Gene Ontology annotation, biological process: RNA modification. The transcript has 2 exons. Bases 89 to 2251 code for a protein of 720 amino acids. Gene Ontology annotation, molecular function: protein binding; RNA binding; zinc ion binding. The record is from RefSeq and is a predicted model, not a curated record.
AUUUAUAGGAAGAUGAUCUUUAGUUGUGACUAGAAUUAUAGUGUUCAACCAGGUUUUGUAUGGUAACCUAUAAUUCUAGUUUCUUCCCAUGAUUGCCAUUGCCACAGCUACUCUUAAACCAUUCAUACUUCAUAACGCAAACAUUUGCAAGAAAUCUCUGCAUACAAAUACUAUAACCAAUCCCAAGUCCGCUCUGAGAUUCCCACUUACUUCUCUACAAUGUGGAGCCAUUUUGCAAUCACUCACCAACACCAAAUCAACUGCACAAGGCCGGAAACUCCAUGCCUGUAUGCUCACAUGUGGAAAUCUUCAAAACAAUACCUAUCUCAGCUCCAAACUUGCUGCAUUUUAUGCCGCUUGUGGUCGCAUGAUAGAAGCCCAAGUGAUAUUCGAUGGGGUUGCUUUGAAAAAUUCCUUCCUGUGGAAUUUUAUGAUUAGAGGUUAUGCUUCUGGUGGUAUUAUUGCUUACAAGGCCCUUGCUAUGUAUCGUAAAAUGCUAAGAUUAGGAAUUGUUGACAAUUUUACUUUCCCUUUUGUUCUAAAAGCGUGUGGUGAUCUGGGUCUUAGUGAAAUGGGAAGGGAAAUUCAUACUCAGGUGGAGGUUUGUGGGUGGGAUUCAGAUGUUUAUGUGAACAAUUCUCUUCUAGCAAUGUACCUGAAGUUUGGGAAUUUGGAUGUUGCAAGGAAGGUGUUUGAUAAAAUGCCCGACAGGGAUACAACUUCUUGGAAUACUCUGAUUUCGGGUUACGUGAGGAACAACAAUGCAAUGGAAGCUUUAAUGAUUUUUUAUCUAAUGGGAAAGGCUGGGUUGAAAGCAGAUGGGACUACUUUGCUUGCACUCCUCUCUGCUUGUGUUGAUUUGGCUGCCAUUAAGCAGGGGAAGGAGAUCCAUUGUUAUGCUAUACGCAAUAAUUAUGUUUCUUCGAAUGAGUUCCUGAUGAACUCGCUGAUUGAUAUGUACUCAAAUUGCAAUUCUGUUGCUGUUGCUAGGCAGUUAUUCGAGGAGUUGAAAAUUAAAGAUACUGUAUCAUGGAAUUCUAUAAUUUCAUGCUAUCAACGAAGUGGAGAUGCUUUUGAAAGUUUAAGACUUUUCUGUCAAAUGCUAAUCGAAGAAACAGCAGCUCCGGAUGAGAUAACUCUCGUGGCUGUCCUAGGUGCUUGUGAAAAGAUUACAGCCCUGCAAUUUGGGAAGUCAGUCCAUUCAUAUCUGACUAAGACAGGGAUUUUCUUAAAUUCCUUUUUAGGAACUGCCCUUAUAGACAUGUAUGCUAAGUGUGGAGAAUUAUCUUGCUCUCACCACAUCUUUUGUGAGAUGACUCAGAAGAAUAUGGUUGCUUGGAGUGCUAUGAUUGCAGCUUAUGGAAUUCAUGGCAGGGGAAAAGAGGCUAUAUCCGUUUUCAAUGAAAUGACAGCAAAUGGCAUUAGUCCAGAUGAGGGUGUUCUAACUUCUGUUCUAUCAGCAUGUAGCCAUUCAGGCUUGGUUGAUGAGGGUAAAAAGAUUUUCAAUGAAAUGACCAUCAAGUAUGAUAUCAAACCGGGACCUGCUCAUUACUUAUGUUUGGUAGAUCUUCUUGGCAGAGCAGGGCUACUGAAUGAAGCAUACGAACUGGUAAAGCGUAUGGAAGUCGAACCAUCCGCUGAUAUAUGGGCUGCACUCCUCUCUGCUUGUAGGCUUCAUCGAAACAUUGUGUUGGCAGAGAUUUCAGCUCAAAAUAUUUUCAGAACGAAUCCAACAAGGGUUAGUAGCUACAUCUGUCUUUCCAAUAUUUAUGCUGCUAUGAAACAAUGGACUGCUGUGGAAAAAGUGAGAACUACAAUGAGGAAUUAUGGAUUGAAGAAACCAGCGGGGUACAGCUCAAUUGAACUUGAUAGCCAGGUUCAUAUGUUCUUUGUUGGAGACAAGUCACACCAACAAACAAAAGAUAUAUAUGCUAAACUGAAGGAUAUAAGUUGGCGACUCAAGGAGAAAGGGCACAAGCCCGAUACUAGUUCAAUUUUAUAUGAUGUCAAUGAAGAGCAAAAGGAGAAGAUGCUUUGGGAUCAUAGUGAGCGAUUGGCUAUUGCUUUUGCUCUUCUAAAUACCCCUCCAGGGACCAAAAUUAGGAUUACUAAGAAUCUUCGAGUAUGUGCAGAUUGCCAUACAGUAACAAAAUUGAUAUCGAAACUCACGGAUCGAGAAAUCGUCAUGCGUGAUAACCACAGGUUUCACCAUUUUAUUGAUGGCAUUUGUUCUUGUGGGGAUUUUUGGUAAUUACUGUGUAACUUUGUUUCAUGUCAAAUUUAUUCAAUAACAACAGGUUUUCACGGAUAGUGGCAG